AUGCUAUUAUUUUCAUCUAAUGCAGCAGCACAAUCAAUAGGAGUAUGCUACGGGCAAGUAGGAAAUAACUUACCUUCUGCUAAAGAAGUAAUAGAUCUUUACAAAACAAAUAACAUUGGAAAAAUGAGAAUAUAUAAUCCUAAUCAAGAAACCUUGCAAGCCCUAGGAGGUUCUAACAUAGAACUUGUCAUUGGGGUCCCUAAUGAAGAAAUUCAAUCAAUAGCUAAUGAUGUUUCAUCAGCUACUAAUUGGGUCCAAAACAAUAUACUAAAAUAUUCUCAAAAUGUCAAUUUUAAGUACAUUGUUGUUGGAAAUGAAAUAGAUCCUAGUAAAGAUGCAACAUCACAAUUUGUUCUACAUGCAAUGGAAAACAUUUAUACAUCACUUGCAUCUUCAAAUCUACAAAAUCAAAUUAAGGUUUCAACAGCUAUACACAUGGCCCUAUUGGGAAGUUCAUAUCCUCCAUCAACAGGAGCAUUUAGUUCUUCUUCAAUUUCAUACAUAACUCCAAUAGUUAACUUUCUUGCUAGGAACGGUGCACCACUUCUUGCUAAUGUGUAUACCUAUUUUGCUUAUAUUGGUAAUAAACAAGACAUUCCUCUUGACUAUGCUCUUUUUAAGCAACAAGGAAUCAAUGAUGUUGGGUACCAAAAUCUCUUUGAUGCACAAUUAGAUUCGAUAUACGCUGCUCUUGAGAAAGUUGGAGGUUCGAAUGUGAAGAUAAUUGUGUCUGAGACUGGGUGGCCAUCUGUGGGCGAAGAUAGCGCCACAACUGGCAAUGCUGCUACAUAUUAUGCUAAUUUGAUCAGUCAUGUUAAGAGCGGAAAUGGGACUCCUAUGAGACCUGGUCAAGCUAUUGAGGCAUACUUGUUUGCAUUGUUUGAUGAAAAUCAGAAACCUGGAGCAGCAACUGAACAACACUUUGGACUCUUUAAUCCUAACAAAUCACCUAAAUAUCAAUUAGGUUUUCUUUGA
Messenger RNA from Trifolium pratense (red clover), 975 nucleotides. RefSeq names its product glucan endo-1,3-beta-glucosidase-like. Lineage: Eukaryota; Viridiplantae; Streptophyta; Magnoliopsida; Fabales; Fabaceae. The record is from RefSeq and is a predicted model, not a curated record. Gene Ontology annotation, biological process: carbohydrate metabolic process. Gene Ontology annotation, molecular function: hydrolase activity, hydrolyzing O-glycosyl compounds. The coding region runs from base 1 to 975 and encodes 324 amino acids. Gene Ontology annotation, cellular component: plasma membrane. The transcript has a single exon.